CAGCCCAAUCCCCUCUCUCUGCAAACCCUCCCGCAGGGUUUCGCCCUGGGGAUCGUUGGCCAAGGGAGCCUUCUUCCGGAGACGGGCUUAAGGCGAACGAUUAGAGCCGAGCAAUUUGAGCCAAGGGAAAACGAAGCGGCCCACCUCUCGGCGUGCGCCUGCGCGCGCCCAACUCCGGCUCCUAUACACACGCACACAUGCACCCGCUCCGUCUCUGCUCUGGCGCGGCUGUUGCGGCGUGGAGGGAGGGAGUCGGCGAGCCAGAAGCUGGGCGCGGAGGACACAAAGAAGCGGCUCGCGGGCAGCGGCGCAGGGCUUAGGGACGAGACGGGAGAGAGGCUGCUGCGCUACUGAAUGGAAGCGCCGCUUGCGCAAAGAAGCGCCCUCGGAUUUCUUACUCUGCCUGGAAAUCGCGGCGGGGAAGAGGAGGAGGCGGCGGCGGCGCAGGAGACCAGGAAGGAGGCAAGCAGGCUCCGCGAUUGCUCCAGGGAUUGAAAUGCUGCUGCCGAAGGGAAGAAGUUGCUUAGCAUCCCCCGCGCUGACCUCGCUGCUGUAGCCGGAGGAGAGCGAUGCUGCAACGAGGCGCGGCGACCGCGUACCCGGCUGCUCCCCUGCAAGCGGAAGGCGCCCAGGACCCGCAGCAGCCCUCGCGCCUGUGAAGCGGCAGCCGAGGGCGAACCAGAAGAGCCCCAGCGGUUCUGGGUCCCUCGUCGGGCUCAUCGUCGACGACGCGCCGCCGCCGCCGCCAGCGGCGCUUGGGGGCCGGCGUGCUGGAAAGCCUGUGCCCGCCCCGGCUGGGAUCCGCGUAGCAGCAGCAGCUUAGUGGAUGUGUAUGAAUGAGUUCUGCACCGAAUGGGCGCAAAAAGCGCCCCAGGUCCGCGGGCUCGAUCUUCCAGAUCAGCAAAACGCCGCUGCACAGCAGGGACGGUGAGCGAAGAGGCAGCGCCUCGGAGGGCGCCCCCAAGACCCAGAGACUAGCCCUGGAUGACUGCAAGAUGCUUGUCCAGGAUUUCAACACCCAGGUGGCUCUGUACCGCGAACUGGUCAUUUCCAUUGGGGACGUCUCGGUCAGUUGUCCAUCUCUGCGUGCCGAAAUGCAAAAAAACCGAACCAAAGGAUGUGAGAUCGCCUAUCAGGCCCACCAAAAGCUAUCAGCAAUUUCUGGCCCAGAAGAUGGUGAGAUUCAUCCUGAGAUCUGUAGACUAUAUAUUCAGUUGCAAUGUUGCUUAGAAAUGUAUACGACAGAGAUGCUAAAAUCCAUAUGCCUACUAGGAUCACUUCAGCUUCAUCGAAAAGGGAUAGAGACUUGUGCAGCACCCAAGAUCAUAGACAGUAAAGUAGAGGAGAGUUCAGAAGUCCCUAUUUUAGAAGACACAUCAUCUUCACCCACAGACAUCCAACAACAUUUAUGGCAGGUUUCCACGGAUAUUGAAAAUACUGAAAGGGAUAUGAGAGAAAUGAAAAACCUUUUAAGCAAACUCAGGGAGACUAUGCCUUUGCCACUGAAAAAUCAAGAUGACAGCAGCCUCCUAAACUUGACUUCAACUCCUUAUCCAUUAGUGCGAAGACGGAAGCGGAGGUUCUUCGGAUUGUGCUGUCUUGUCUCGAGCUAGAUGAUCCAGUACAGAAAUGCACAGAUGACCACAGCCAAUACAAUUUGACCUUUAGCGGGAUAAACCUUAAUGCUCUAAGUGGUAGUGUGUGUUUUCUACACGACUAAUUAUUUCUUCCCUCCUUUUCAAGAGUUUUACAAUUUGUUGCUGAUGAGAACCAAAUCAGGAAGCCGAUUUAACAUUAUGAAGAAUAUUUUAAACUUUUUUUAAUGGCAUACUGCAUGCCUGAUUUAAACCAUUCUAUGAUUAGAUGCAAAUAUUAUAAUUAUGAAAUAAAACAUUCAGAUUUUUUUAUUUUGUGUACAAACCACCACAGCCAAUUGUGUACAGUACAAUAGUAGGACUGUAGCUCUUGCUAGUAUGAUGUUAAAACUAUUUGAACAUAUUCUAUUAAGCAAUCCUAAUCCAUAGAAAACUAUUUAGAACAGCAAAACUGUGCUUAAGUUCUAAAAAGCUAAAAUAAAAAGAGCCAAUAUCAUAAGAGAACUUGCACAAACUCUCCUAUUGCUUUUUAUGCUCUCAUUCAUAUUUAGUCUUCCACUCUAUAUCUCAACUUAUACAAGAACUUCAUAAUACAAUAUCUUAAUUUCUAUUACACAAGCAACAUAACAUCAAUAUGUUGAUCCUGUAAAUAUGAGAUAGUUAUAUCUACAUAUGUACAAUGCAUAGAGAUAGCUAAUUUACUUUUUAAACCCCCCACAGAUGUAUCUAUUUCAGCUUUGG
This is a messenger RNA of Podarcis raffonei (Aeolian wall lizard), 2336 nucleotides long. It is a transcript of the gene RGS7BP, whose product is annotated as regulator of G protein signaling 7 binding protein. The record is from RefSeq and is a predicted model, not a curated record. The transcript is spliced from 6 exons. Gene Ontology annotation, biological process: G protein-coupled receptor signaling pathway. Bases 837 to 1613 code for a protein of 258 amino acids. NCBI's taxonomy places the organism in Eukaryota, Metazoa, Chordata, Lepidosauria, Squamata, Lacertidae. Gene Ontology annotation, cellular component: postsynapse; nucleus; neuron projection.